AUGCCUUUGAUCCUACUAUAUGUGAGUUUAAUUGUGUUGUUCUGUUCAUCCGCGUCGGUGCCUUUCUCGUCGAAUUCAUCGUCGCGACGUGGGUCUUAUAUAAUAACGGCGAUGACUUCUAACGAUCUCACCUCGAAUGUGUCUGUCCCAAAUUCCACAACGAGUAACGAACGCACUAGAAAAUUCGGAGCACGGACAAAUGCCCUAGAAACAAUUGCUGACGUUGAUCUUACGGGUAGGACAGUUCUGAUCACUGGGACAACGUCUGGUAUCGGAACCGAGACGGCCAGAGCGCUAGCUCUUAAAGGAGCGCAUGUCGUUAUGGCGAAUAGAAAUAUCGUACUGUCUGAAGCUCUGAAGAAUAGGAUACUUGUUGAGAAACCAGGUGCAAAAGUCGACAUGAUAAUGUGUGAUCUCAGUUCACUACAAUCAGUGCAAGCAGCAGCGAACGAGUACAAAAGCAAACAUUGGCCUCUGCAUGCGCUCAUCCUGAACGCGGGUGUUUUUUCUCCCACUCAAAAGAUGACCAUUGAUGGAUUGGAGAUGACAUUCGGCGUGAAUCACGUCGCUCAUCAGUACCUCGUCCGUGAACUCUUGCCUCUUCUAAGGCAAUCGAAUGCCAGAGUUGUUGUCGUCGCAUCGACUUCACAUUGCCAUACGGGGCUGAAGGCCGAAAUGUCUACAGAUGAGAAAUUGGCCAAGUUAUGCCCAAAGGAGAGCGUAGAGUAUGGAUGGAGGCUUUAUGCGUAUUCUAAACUAUGCAAUGUGUUGAUGGCUAUGAAAUUACAUCGAGAUGAGCAUAAGAAUGGAAUCUCAGUGUAUGUCCUUCAUCCGGGAACGAUGAUUGGGACAGAUAUCUCACGAAGUUACGGAUUUCUUGGGAAAUUCUGGAAUUUGAUAACAAAACCAUUCACGAAGUCACUCGAGCAGGGCGCGGCCACCACCGUCUACUGUGCUGCAUCGCCUGAGGUUCACGAGGUGAGCGGCAAAUAUUGGGAGUCAUGUUGGGACGACGAGAAGAACUUCGACGAACAACUAGCUAGAGAUGAAGAGCUACAAGAUGCUCUUUGGGAAAAAACCGACAAGCUACUGGAUAAAUUUGAAUCGGAUCGGCAACCGAUAAAGACAGUGACCGAAGCUGGGAAUUAA
Necator americanus (New World hookworm) is the source of this 1149-nucleotide messenger RNA. RefSeq lists its product as uncharacterized. The transcript is spliced from 9 exons. NCBI's taxonomy places the organism in Eukaryota, Metazoa, Nematoda, Chromadorea, Rhabditida, Ancylostomatidae. The record is from RefSeq and is a predicted model, not a curated record. The coding region runs from base 1 to 1149 and encodes 382 amino acids.